Messenger RNA from Neohortaea acidophila, 2037 nucleotides. RefSeq names its product calponin homology domain-containing protein. The record is from RefSeq and is a predicted model, not a curated record. The transcript has 3 exons. NCBI's taxonomy places the organism in Eukaryota, Fungi, Ascomycota, Dothideomycetes, Mycosphaerellales, Teratosphaeriaceae. Gene Ontology annotation, biological process: actin filament bundle assembly; actin filament network formation. Gene Ontology annotation, molecular function: actin filament binding. The coding region runs from base 1 to 2037 and encodes 678 amino acids. Gene Ontology annotation, cellular component: actin filament bundle; actin filament; cytoplasm.
AUGAAUGUGCUCAAGCUUCAAAAGAAGUACCCCCAACUCCAACAAGCCGACAUCUACGGCCUCAGCGAUGCCUUUCGCAAGCUCGAUGUCGACGACAAGGGCUACGUCGACGAGGCCACUGCCAUCAAGUCCGUGCAAAGCUCCGAGCGACAGUCGUAUGAUGUCGUGAGGCAGGCGUUGCGCGAGGUGGAACUCGACAGCUCGCGCCGCGUAGAGCUCGACGACUAUGUCAACCUCAUCUCCAGGCUGCGCCAGGCCACGCCCGGCCAGCAGCCCAUGGGCGAUGUCGUCAGCAGAGCGAGGGGCUACAGCAAUGCGAAAGAUGGCUCCGCCCCUGCCGCCCCCGCCCGCCCCCAACAUGCACGAGGUGCUAGUGGAGUGGGUACAGGAGGAGGAGUCGGAGGCAGGAUUACCGUCGCCGGUGCGACUGGAACACACACCAUCAACGAAGACGAGCGAACCGCCUUCACCUCCCACAUCAACGCCGUCCUCGCCGGCGAUCCCGACAUCGGCCAUCUCCUUCCCUUCCCUCUCGAUACCUUCGAAAUGUUCGACUCGUGCAAGGACGGCCUGGUGCUCGCCAAGCUUAUCAACGACAGUGUGCCGGAUACCAUUGACGAGCGAGUGCUGAACCGAGCCGGCAAGAAGAUCAAAACGUUGAACGCUUUCCACAUGACCGAGAACAACAACAUUGUCAUUGAGUCGUCAAAAGGCAUUGGGUGUUCGGUGGUCAACAUUGGAUCGGGAGAUAUCAUGGAAGGCAGAGAGCAUUUGAUCUUGGGUCUCAUCUGGCAGAUCAUCCGACGCGGUCUGCUCGGCAAGAUUGACAUCAAGCUGCAUCCCGAGCUGUACCGUCUAUUGGAAGAUGGCGAGACGUUGGAGCAGUUCCUUCGACUGCCGCCCGAGCAGAUUCUCUUGAGAUGGUUCAACUACCACUUGAAGAAUGCCAAAUGGCACCGAAAAGUCCAAAACUUCUCCAACGAUGUCAAAGAUGGCGAAAACUACACCGUCCUCCUCAACCAGCUGGCCCCCAACAUCUGCUCGCGCAGCCCGUUGCAGACCUCCGACCUCCACCAACGCGCGGAGCAAGUGCUACAAAACGCCGACCGUCUCGAUCCGCCUUGCCGCAAGUUCCUCACCCCAACAUCUCUCGUCGCCGGCAACCCCAAACUCAAUCUUGCCUUUGUCGCCAACCUCUUCAACAACCACCCCGGUCUCGACCCAAUUACGGAAGAGGAAAAGGCAGAGAUCGAAGACUUCGACGCCGAGGGCGAACGCGAAGCCCGCGUCUUCACCCUCUGGCUCAACUCCCUCGACGUCCAGCCCGCAGUGGUCAGCUUCUUCGACGACCUCAAAGACGGCAGCAUCCUGCUACAAGCCUACGACAAAGUCAUCCCCGGCUCCGUCAACUGGCGCCACGUCAACAAGCCGCCCGCCAACGCCGUCACGCCCGCCAGCCAGGACCCGGACGAAGCCUACCUGAGCAUCAAAUCGGGCAUGUCGCGCUUCAAAGCAAUGGAAAACACCAACUACGCGGUGGAAAUUGGCAAGGCGAACCGCUUCUCCCUCGUCGGCAUCCAGGGCGCCGACAUCACCGACGGCCAGCGCACCCUCACCCUCGGCAUGGUGUGGCAGCUGAUGCGCCGCGACAUCACAAACACCCUCUCCUCGCUCGCGCAGCGCAUGGGCAAGCGCGAAGUCACCGACGCCGACAUGGUCGCGUGGGCCAACGGGCAGGCGGCCAAAGGCGGGCAGAAGACGCAGGUGCGCAGCUUCAAGGACGCGAACAUCGCUUCCGGCGUCUUUCUCCUCGACGUCCUGAAUGGCAUGAAGAGCAGCUACGUCGAUUAUGAUCUUGUCGCUGCCGGCCGCACGCCUGAGGAAGCGUAUCUGAAUGCCAAGCUCGCCAUUUCGAUUGCGCGGAAGCUCGGGGCGACGAUUUGGUUGGUUCCCGAGGAUAUCACGGGCUUGCGGACGAGGUUGAUUUUGACGUUUAUUGGGAGCUUGAUGGCGACGGCCGAGAAGAUGGGGGCGUGA